Molecule: messenger RNA, 303 nt
Organism: Penicillium maclennaniae
Lineage: Eukaryota; Fungi; Ascomycota; Eurotiomycetes; Eurotiales; Aspergillaceae
Product: Ccc1 family
Exons: 2
Coding region: 1-303 (100 amino acids)
Biological process (GO): intracellular manganese ion homeostasis
Molecular function (GO): manganese ion transmembrane transporter activity
Source: RefSeq, a predicted model, not a curated record
AUGGGAUUGUCUUACUUCAUUGGCUCUCCCUCUCUAACAACAUCAAUUGCCCUCCUUGUAGGUGGCUUGCUUCCCAUGAUCCCAUACUUCGUCAUGCACAAAGUCCUCCAUGCGUUAUUCGUCUCGAUCGGCAUCAUAGUCGUCAAUCUUAUAUCCUUCGGCUUCGUCAAAAACUACGUUGUCAUCAAAACCAAGCGUGCAGGAUUCUACGGUGCGGCGCAGACAUUACUAGUUGGAGCCAUUGCCGCGGGCACGAGUUACGGGAUAGUGUAUGGCAUUGACCACAGCAAUCUACACACUUAG